Messenger RNA from Clonostachys rhizophaga, 417 nucleotides. Lineage: Eukaryota; Fungi; Ascomycota; Sordariomycetes; Hypocreales; Bionectriaceae. The record is from the annotation of a GenBank genome assembly.
AUGACCAACAACUACAUCGUCACUGAGGGUGCUCCCUCCACCACCACCUACAUGCGCUGUGGCCGAGGCGGCGCUGGCAACACCUACCGAGUGAGCUCCUCCUCGGCUUCCAGGUCGUCUGCCCCUUCUGCCCAGACUCCCGCCCGUCGAUUCUUCUCCGGCGUUGGCGGAGCUGGCAACGUCCACGAGGCCAGCGAGCGCCCCACCGUCUCCCUCGACGACGAGGUCCGCCGCCUCGCCGCCCAGGAGGACCAGUCCAUCGGCCACUGCGGCAUCGGCGGUGCCGGCAACGUCUACAGACGCAAGGCCAGCGACGCCUCCUCCGCCAUCAGCGACGACGCCCGAAGCUCCUUCAGCACUUCCAGCUCUGGUGCCAAGAUCUGGGCGCAGGUCCGAAACAGCUUCAGCCACCACUAA